Melanotaenia boesemani (Boeseman's rainbowfish) is the source of this 322-nucleotide messenger RNA. Its product is annotated as ubiquitin carboxyl-terminal hydrolase 37-like. The coding region runs from base 7 to 246 and encodes 79 amino acids. The transcript is spliced from 5 exons. The record is from RefSeq and is a predicted model, not a curated record. Lineage: Eukaryota; Metazoa; Chordata; Actinopteri; Atheriniformes; Melanotaeniidae.
UUUAAAAUGGAGUACACCAGAACAUGCAAAAAGUGUGGAGUUCAAUCAGUCAGACAGGAACAAUUUACUAAUCUGUCUCUGGACCUGGUUCCUGGAGGGUGUAUUGAAGACAUGAUUGAAAAAUAUCUUCUGGAGGUGGAGCUGGAAUACAGCUGUGAGUGCGGAGGAAAGUCAUCAGGCCAGACUUUGACCUUUGCAUCCCUGCCAAAAAAAUCUAUGACCCUGUGCAGAUACAGAGGGACAUAGUUGUGUCAUCUAAAAUGGGUGGUGGCUGUUUCAGUCUGGUCAGCGCCAUCAGUCAUUCAGGCAGUACUGGAGAAGG